CGUGACCCAACUUUUGAUGCAUCUCGUUGUUUGCGUAAAAGUGACGUGGCCGGCAACGCUUUUACUACACCUGAUUGAGAGGAUUUCAUCUCCGUUGCACUACCCAACCACCAAGGCAGGGGAUUUAUUUUAUUUUUUCAAUAUCACGGGCGGGGGUCAGUGUUGCAUUAAUUCCGGGCUUCAGCGGUGACCAUUCUGAUGCGUCCGUCAAGUAUCCUCAAAUCAGCUAAAUUCAAAACAGGUGACAUAUGCAAAUGUACAUAACAAAUGCAGAGGCUGAAUUAAAAAAAAAUUAAUAAAAAUAAGAGGCAGUGCCAUUGCACCACUAAAUCCAUGUCAAGCCAGCGUGUCCUCGAGGAUGCGCAAUGAACUCGGUGCUGAAGAGUCCAUUCCCUCCUCUCCAUUUUCUUGUCUCUCGGUCUCCUCUGACCUCUGAUUUAGUUUGCGGCGAGUGGGCACUACCAUCCUCAGGAAUGGCACUACUCCCACCUCCACAAUGCUCUUUUGGGACCGUUUGGGGAACUGAUGACCGAGGGCGAUCUCAACCGCAUUGAGAAGCAAAUUGAGAACCUGCAGGUGAUGCACAAGGUCUCGGAAGUUGAGAAGGAGCUGGAAGAACUCGAGCGGGAGCUGCAUCAGCUUCUACCCGUUUCGGCAGCGCUCACUCAAGGACAUUUUUCAGUCCAUCCGAAGCAGGUGCACGGCCAAGCUGAAGAUCUUCCAGCCUGGUGCAGCAAAAUUUCGACCUUGCUCAAGAGCAUGGCAAUCCUCCUCGCCACACUGGGGGGCAAAGAGAUUGACAUUCUGGAACUCGUAAGCCCCGGAGGUUCUCAAAAAGGGACAAAGAAUGCGGCUGCAACUCAUCCAGAUCCGGCUGCGGUAUUUAUCGGCCGCUCUCAGUCUUUCUCGACGAAAGAAGAGGUCGAGAAGGAGAUGAGGCAGUUUGGUGUAUCGGUGAGGAACCUCAAGGCGAAUUAUGAAAUUCCGUUGCAGUCUGCAAAUGGCAAAGAAACGAGGGUGUACAAACGCCAGAGCUCACUCCCAGUUGUGAGUACGUCUCAGAAUCAUCCGGAAACGGUUUGUCAGGAUGACGCAGGUUCCCCCGUUGACUGGCCUCAGUCCCGCACUAACCGUUCUCUGCCUUCAAAGGAGGAAUCGGUCUUGAAACUUGUUGAGGAGCCAGUAAUCGGGGCAUCUUAUGCGACCACCGAGAUACAGGCGCAAACUAAGAUUGAAGAGUUUAACCAGGUCCUUUCUGCAUCUGCAGACCCCUUUUUAAACCAGCACCACCACCAAACAAGAAGUUUGGAGGUGCAGACGGAUCUCAGCUACGUUCAGGAAUGCAUCGAAACAAGAAAAGAGAGGAUCGUCUUCCUGUUUCUCGAACACUGGCGCAAAUACACCAUCUCGGAAUCUGUCAGACGAGGGAACCAUCUGGACUUGAGCUGGGAAAACAGCGAGGAUGACAAGCUCCUCCUUUUCAUGAAGUCCAAGCAGGUGGUGGGGAAACUGAUCGGCCACUGGAGGACCAUCAUGAGCCAGGUGCCCAGUCGCCAAAUUCGCAGGCUGAGUCGAGCUCAGAUGAUCUACUGGCCGGAACACUUCUUGCCACACAUCAACGGCUCACCCGUGAGCUACGAAAGCCUGACGCUUGAUCUUUUCAUGCUUGGAUACUUCCAGCUGCUGGAAAUGAACUUGUCGCGCGACGAGCGCAAAUUCCGCCACCUCCUGUGCUACGAGAUGUUUGAUCGUCUCGGUCGGCAUCGCUGGGAGAUCAUAAAGCAGUUUCACAAGGAGGUCCUGGGGCAAGUCGAAAGAGGAACGAGAGACUGGGCGGAUGGUUUUGAGGACGUCAAGCUCAAGUACUUUGGCGACGCGGAUGACGAGGGAGGCGUGAUGUCGGCCUCUCUGCAUUCCGCGUCUCCCGAGGUGGCCUACAUUCCCACGGAGGAGUCCCAUCCGCCGCCGCCUUGUCAUCCUCCGCCCCCUCCGCCUCCAAAUGCACGUCCCACUCCGACGUGCGCUCCUCGAUUAGAUCCGCGCUUUGCGUCGCCCGAUGCGGCCCCGGACGGUGCGCUGGACACCGGUCGAUGUGCGUCAAUUAAAAAUCUUGAGAGACUUCAGGAGACGGCGGGAAGCCAUGAAGUCGCUGCAGUCGAGGGUGCGGCUGUUAAGACCACCGCAGAACCGGUUCAUAAAACUCCAAGUCGAGAAAAACGCGAUUCCAUUCAAGUGAUCUAUGAACUCAAGGAGUUUAGUAAUGAGGAGAUCAUUCGGUACAUUGAUCGAAGCUUCGCCUUCUGGAAGGAAAAGGAAGCGGAGCUUUUUGCCAUCUGACACGUCUUGACUAACACAUCCACGUUCGAGCAGACGGAAAAUGCAGGAUCGGUCAAAUGAACGUGCACUUUUUAGUCACUUGAGAAAAGAAAGCAAUUGGUUGUUUGCUUUAGGCCGCGUCACAUGAGGUACUUACAGUAAAAGAGGCACAGGGCGACCUCUCAGCUGUACUGGAUGAAAAGAAAUUCCAUGGUGUCAAAAGUCACAAAAGUUUUGCACGCAUUGGGAACGUAUUCCAUAAAGAAGGGAUAAAACAGAAGAAAUGGUACACUUGUGAAAAGUUUGAUUUGCCAUACACGUGCUUGCUUUAGAUCAGCGGUCCCCAAACUUUUUUGCCCCCUGAACUGUUUUAAUGUCGGACAAUAUUUUCAGGGACUGGCCUUUAAAGGCCGGAUAAAUACAACAAAAUCUCAUAUGACCUGCAUAAAAACUGUGGUAUUUUAUAAACGUAAUAAUAAACACGAAUCGUGACACGAGGACACGUCCUAUCUGCUUGCUAUGUUAACGUUUAGA
Hippocampus comes (tiger tail seahorse) is the source of this 2850-nucleotide messenger RNA. Its product is annotated as espin-like protein. Gene Ontology annotation, cellular component: cytoplasm. The coding region runs from base 526 to 2337 and encodes 603 amino acids. The transcript has a single exon. Gene Ontology annotation, molecular function: actin filament binding. The record is from RefSeq and is a predicted model, not a curated record. Gene Ontology annotation, biological process: actin filament bundle assembly. Lineage: Eukaryota; Metazoa; Chordata; Actinopteri; Syngnathiformes; Syngnathidae.